UGUUCUGAAGGAGCGAGGCUGAACGUGUGUGUGUUGUUACCGCUGCUUGUGUUUCUGCAUUCUGGGCCAUGUAAAGGCUCCGGUUCUGACCCAGGUUUCCGUCCUUUCUCCCUCUAACCAUGAACCGGACCCAGCUGAAGCGGUCCAGUAUCCUGAGGAUGGCUCUGGCCGGCUCGGACGCGUCGGACCCGGACGACUCCGGAGAGACAUUCCUGCUGCGGGCGGUCCGGAUCGCGGCCGUGGUGGUUCUGUACUGGUUCGUGUCCAUCACGAUGGUGUUCCUGAACAGCUACCUGCUGGACAACCAGGACCUGGACGCGCCUCUGUUCGUCACCUUCUUCCAGUGCGCGGUGACCGUCGGCCUCUGCUGGAUCAUGCAGCUGCUGUCCAGGAUGUGUCCGCGGCUCAUCGACUUCCCGGUGGUCCGGUUCGACGUGAAGACGUCCCGGGAAGUCCUGCCGCUGUCGGUGGUCUUCAUCGGCAUGAUCACGUUCAACAACCUGUGUCUGAAGUACGUCGGUGUGGCCUUCUACACGGUGGGUCGGUCCCUGAGCACCGUGUUCAACGUGCUGCUGUCCUACUUGAUCCUCAGACAGACCACCUCCCUCAGAGCCCUCAUGUGCUGCGGGAUCAUUCUGGGUGGGUUCUGGCUCGGCGUGGACCAGGAAGGCACCACGGGGUCCCUCUCCUGGUCCGGUGUGUUUUUCGGGGUUCUUGCCAGCGCCUGCGUCUCCUUAAACGCCAUCUACACUAAGAAGGUGAUGCCAGCGGUGGACGGAAACAUCUGGAAGCUGUCCUACUACAACAACAUCAACGCCUGCGUCCUCUUCCUGCCGCUCAUUCUCGUGUUUGGAGAACUGGGCCGAGUCGCCACCUUCAGCCGCCUCACCGACCUCAGCUUCUGGAGCAUGAUGACGCUCGGGGGGGUGUUUGGUUUCGCCAUCGGCUACGUCACGGGCCUGCAGAUCAAAUACACCAGCCCGCUGACGCACAACGUCUCGGGGACGGCCAAGGCGUGCGCGCAGACCGUCAUAGCGGUGGUGUACAACUCGUCCAGCAAAAGCCUGCUGUGGUGGACCAGCAACAUGAUGGUUCUGGGCGGAUCGUCCGCCUACACUUGGGUCAAAUCUCUGGAGAUGCAGAGGAGCCCCCGCAAAGACCCUCAGGAUCUAGCCAAAGAAAAACUACUGCCGGGCGAGAAAGACAGCUUAGGAGUGUGAGAACGUAAAACAAAAAGAUCAGAAUAGUUGGAGUUUGGGGAAUGGGUUUGGAGCUACUUGGAUUCUUUUCGGGGCCUUUUUUUUUACAAUUAUUUUUGUGACUUGUAUAAUUAUGUCUUUUAGUCGACAAACGAUGGAGGAAAUGAAGUUUUUACAAAUGUUUAAAUUCACUCUGAUCGCAGGAAAUGGUGUCAAAAUGAAAUAGGAACUUUUCUACGCCGGUUGUUCGAUUCUGAUUUUAACAUUUUUACUAAAGAGGAUUUCAGUCAUUUGAAUAGUUGCCCUUUUAAUAAUGCAGGUUUCUGUGUUGGUGUUGCCUUCAGAUAGGAACUGAUCUGUUGUAGACGUAAGGAUAUGUGUAAUAUCCUGCUUUUUACGGCGGUAAUAAGAAACCUGACACACAACAGGCCUUUUCUUCUCACAGAAAACACUACUGCAGGUAGAAGCAGGGUGUUUUUGAGCUGAGCCAGAUUAAAUGUGGGUGUGAGUGUUUCAGCGUCAAACUGGGUCAGACUGGAAGAGGACCUGUUGGAAUAUUCAGGUGCAGGAUCGGGUUUCAAGUGUCGUUCUGAUGGUCGAAGUAGGACUGACAGUAUCUGUCACAGCAGUACAUAACUGCACCUGUCAUUCUGUCAUAUGACAAAGCAGCUUAGAAACCACAAGGAAAGAGUUUACCUGUCAGGAAAAGGUCCAGGAAACGACAGUUUUUAUUCAAAGCUAGUUUGUUAAAAUGACCUUAAGUCAUUUCAGCAUCUCAGUAAAACAGAAACAGGAAGGAUUGUGCUUUGUGCUUUCAUUGUUUGGUCUUUUUUAUUUAUAAAUGUGUUAUUUUCUGCUUUAAAUAAAAUGUGUGAUUGUUUUUAUGUA
Messenger RNA from Acanthochromis polyacanthus (spiny chromis), 2087 nucleotides. RefSeq names its product solute carrier family 35 member C1 (gene slc35c1). The record is from RefSeq and is a predicted model, not a curated record. Gene Ontology annotation, molecular function: antiporter activity. Lineage: Eukaryota; Metazoa; Chordata; Actinopteri; Pomacentridae. The transcript is spliced from 2 exons. Gene Ontology annotation, cellular component: Golgi apparatus. Gene Ontology annotation, biological process: protein O-linked glycosylation via fucose; GDP-fucose import into Golgi lumen. Bases 120 to 1220 code for a protein of 366 amino acids.